Messenger RNA from Mus caroli (Ryukyu mouse), 3381 nucleotides. The record is from RefSeq and is a predicted model, not a curated record. Lineage: Eukaryota; Metazoa; Chordata; Mammalia; Rodentia; Muridae.
GGUGAUAGAUACAUCAGUGGACCUGUGGCUGCCAGUCCUGUCCUGGGUCACCAGCGUCCCUUGGCAUCUCCCAACGGUGCCAGUGGCUGGGGAACAGUGGGGAAAGGCUCAGCUGUGCGGUGAAGUCCAGAGUCCCAGGUCAAAGAGCAGGAGCUGAGAGCAGCGUCUGAUGGGAAUGGCGUGUGCACAUGAAGUUUAAGUUUACCAAGAAGCAAGCACACAGCCUCCAGGGUGACUAGACACGGGUGUCUGUGUUCAGUCCAGAGAGGAGAGAAGGAGCUACUGGAUAUGAGAAUUGGACUUCUGUGGCUCUUCCCUCUCUUCACGCUCACUGAGGGCACUGAUGGCUUCCUGCAGCAGAAAAAUGAUGGCCACAGAACAAAAGAAAUUGUCAGUAUGGUUGAGGAAAGGCAUCCAGUCCAGGACUAUGAGGUGCUACUUCAGGUGACAUACAGAGAUCCAGAGGAGAAGAGAGAACUGAAGAGAUUUCUGAAGCUCUUGAAAUCUCCAUCGCCGAGUUUACGAGGUCCCAGCAAGAUCAUCAGAGUGAAGGCCACCACAUACUGCAGAAGCCGAAAAGGGUUCCUGGAGUGUGCCUGCGAAGACAGCUAUACGUGGUUUCCUCCCUCCUGCCUUGACCCCCAGAACUGCUGCCUUCACACAACUGGACCCGUCCCAAGCUGCAAUUGCUCUCUCAGAAGCCUCAGGCAGAGCAUUAAUUUCUGUGAGAGAGCAAAAGUUUGGGGCACUUUUGAAAUCGAUGAAAAUUUUCCUGAAGACCUUUGGAAUUCAUCAUCUGAUGUAUAUGCCCACUACACAGCUGGAAUUGAAAAUCAACUUAAAGAAGCGUACAGAAGAGUCCAUGGUUUUGAGUCAGUUCGGGUCACCCAAUUUCGGAAGGGAAGCAUCGUUGUUGGCUACGAAGUGACCGGCUCCACUAGCCCUGCUGAACUCCUCUCUGCCAUUGAACAGGAGGCUGAAAAGGCACAGGUGGCCCUGAGGAGGCAGUUUCCAGUCAAAUAUGGCUCUUUUCGAGUAUUCGGGAAAGCUUCGUGUAACAGCAUCUCCUUUGGAUUCGGGUCUGAGAAUGAUGAAUAUACUCUACCCUGCAGCAGUGGCUUCACAGGAAGCAUGACGGUCAGGUGCCAGUCCUCUGGGUGGCAGAUCACCAGGGAGUCCUGUGUGCUCUCUCAGCUGGAAGAACUGAAGAAGGAGCUCAGGAUGAUCGCAGGCAAGAUCACAGAGGCGGGUGUGGCAUCUUUGGUGCAAAACCUUUCCACCAUCCUUCUGCAAAGCCCAUCCACCACAGUUGGGAACCUGGGCUCUGUGGUGUCACUUCUGAGCAACAUUUCAUCGCUGUCGCUGGCAAACUCUUUAACUGUGUCCAAUCUGACACUGAUGAACGUCAUCAACAUAGCUGAUCAUAUCCUGGAUUCAGCCUCCAUAACAAAUUGGACAAUUUUAUUACAAGAUGCAAAGGAUGCCAGCUCCCAGCUACUAAAGACAUUGGAAAGCAUCAGUAGUCUCAUCUCUUCCAUGGCUCUGCCUCUUAAUUUUUCUGGAAAAUUCAUUGACUGGAAAGGGAUCCCAGUGACCCAAAUCCAGAGCACACAGGGCUACAACUAUCAGAUGGAAAUGAGACAAAAUGCCUCUCUGCCUAUCCGAGGCCACGUGUUUAUUGAACCAGAUCAAUUCCAGAAAUCCCACCCGAACACUAUUAUCAGCAUGGCCUCAUUGACCUUUGGGGACAUUCUACCCAUUACCCAGAGAGGAAAUGCAUGGGUCAAUGGUCCAGUGAUAUCCACACUUAUUCAAAACUAUUCCGUCAGCGAAAUUUUCCUGAACUUUUCCAAAAUCAAGGGAAACCUGACCCAGCCUCACUGUGUAUUUUGGGAUUUUAGCCAGUUGCAAUGGAGCAAUGCAGGCUGCCAACUGGUUAAUGAAACUCCGGACACAGUACUGUGCCGAUGUAGUCACCUGACCUCUUUCUCCAUGCUCAUGUCACCCUUUGUCCCCUCUUCUGUUGUUCCUGUGGUAAAAUGGAUCACAUACAUAGGGCUGAGCAUCUCCAUUGCAAGUCUCAUCUUAUGCCUGAUCAUCGAGUCUCUGUUUUGGAAGCAGACCAAGAGAAGCCAAACCUCCUACACACGCAACAUUUGCCUGGUGAACAUCGCCUUGUCACUCUUAAUUGCUGAUGUUUGGUUUAUCAUUGCUGCCACUGUGGACCCCUCUGUGAGCCCUUCUGGAGUCUGUGUGGCUGUGGUGUUCUUUACCCACUUUUUCUACCUUGCCGUGUUCUUUUGGAUGCUCGUUCUGGGCAUCCUGCUGGCUUAUCGAAUUAUCCUAGUGUUUCAUCACAUGGCUCUGACUACCAUGAUGGCUAUUGGCUUCUGCCUAGGCUAUGGGUGCCCUCUCCUUAUAUCCAUCAUCACCCUUGCUGUCACCCAACCUAGCAAUAGCUAUAAAAGGAACGAUGUGUGUUGGCUUAACUGGUCUGACAAGAGCAAACCUCUCUUGGCGUUCGUUGUUCCUGGUUUGACUAUUGUGGCUGUGAACUUGGUUGUGGUGUUGCUGGUCCUCAGGAAGCUUUGGAGGCCAGCAGUUGGAGAAAGACUGAAUCAGGAUGACAAGGCCACUGCCAUCCGCAUGGGAAAGAGCCUCCUCGUGCUGACCCCGUUGCUAGGGCUCACCUGGGGCUUUGGCAUAGGAACAAUGGCAGACAGCCACAAUCUGGCUUGGCAUGUUCUUUUUGCUUUAUUCAAUGCUUUCCAGGGAUUUUUCAUCUUCUGUUUUGGAAUUCUCCUGGAUACCAAGCUGCGGCAACUUCUGUCCAACAAGUUGACUACAUUAAGUUCAUGGAAGCAAACAUCAAAGACAAAGAGAGAACUACAGAGAAAGGAGGGCCUGGGCAAAUGCAUAUGUGCACUGGAAGCCCUUAGGAUCUAUGAUGCUGUGUCAGGCUCUGUGCUGCCGCCACUACUGGUAGCAGGCCAGUGCAUUCAGAGACAGUUUCUGCUGUAUCUUCUGCUGACAUUCCUGACACAGUCAGCAGAAAAGAACCUCAAGGCGAGUCCAUAUGAGGCAGGAUUAGAGUUUAGCACGUAUGCACUUUCUCAUACUGGAGAUUCGUCCAGUGACAUCACAUUAACUCAGUUUCUAUCAACUGAAUAAAGCCACGAGUCACAAGCAAGGGCAAAUUUUUUCUUGGAACAACAUGCCAUUCAAAGCCACACAGCAGGCAUCGAAGACAAGCACAGAGUCAGAUGAGACUUUCUGAUGUGGGAGUCCAAGGAUAAAACUGGUUACUCUGGGGCUAGAGAGAUGGCUCAGCGGCUAAGAGCACUUGUUGCUCUUGCAGAGAACCUGGACUCAAUUCCCAGC